This is a messenger RNA of Aspergillus terreus NIH2624, 2895 nucleotides long. Its product is annotated as SacI domain protein. Gene Ontology annotation, molecular function: phosphatidylinositol-4-phosphate phosphatase activity. Gene Ontology annotation, cellular component: endoplasmic reticulum. Bases 1 to 2895 code for a protein of 964 amino acids. The transcript is spliced from 3 exons. Gene Ontology annotation, biological process: phosphatidylinositol dephosphorylation. The record is from RefSeq and is a predicted model, not a curated record. Lineage: Eukaryota; Fungi; Ascomycota; Eurotiomycetes; Eurotiales; Aspergillaceae.
AUGCCGGGUUUGUUGCGGAGGUUAAUCGUUUUCACCGCGGCCGAGGGGCUGAUUCUCCAGGCCCCGGGAAAUGGUGUGCGAAGUAAUGGACAUAACGAGUCUCCGUGUGUCCGGAUUGACUAUAUGACCGGCAAGAUCUCUGUAUUACCGACUUCUCCGGUGGAAACGUGCGAACGAGAUUCUGGAUUGGAAACUUAUGGGCUUGUUGGGCUCCUGUCUGUUGCGUCGCAUUCCUUUCUGAUCCCAAUCACCCAACGUCAACAAGUGGCGCAAAUCCAAGGCAAGCCGAUCUACACCAUUACCGACGUUGCAGUCAUUCCUACGUCGUCACGAGCCGACGCGAUUCGUGCGAUUGCUCAGGCGAAAGAACAUCUGGCUCAGGGAGACAUAAGCCAUGACGAGACAACUUCGGAAGAGGGCAUAUCGGACGCAGAGACCGAGGGCGGAGACACCGAGGUCAACAGCGCUCCGCCCUCACCAGUCCGGGAGACGUUCCAUUCUCGAGGACGCAGCUUCAAUAGCAUUGCUGAAGAUGUCAUUGGGAAAAAGGUUCGGUUUGGGCGUUUUGCUGCAAACUGGUUGUCGCGAAAGACCCUUGGGCUGCCGGGGCUUGGGACUGUGAACCAGGAUAUGCCCAAAGCGGUUGCUGAGGACGACCCCCUAGAGGAUACAGGGAGCAAUUUGAGUACUCCGAAUACAAACGACAAAGCUUCGGCUCCUGUACCAAGUGAUACUGCUGCGCUGUCGGAGCCACCAGGAGAAUGGUCGCCCUCGAGUCCAAUGGUACAAUUUUUGCCGAAGCUCCUGAAGUAUACUCGACUAUUAUUUGCUUCUCAUAACUUUUUCUUUGCAUAUGAUUAUGACCUCACGCGACAUAUGUCUACUCAGGAAUCUUUCCUCAAGGACCCUCUGCCGCUGCAUAAGGCCGUGGAUGAACUGUAUUUCUGGAAUAAGCAUCUCAUGACGCCUUUAAUUCUGUCCGACGCCCAUCACUUUGUCCUGCCUCUAAUGCAGGGCUUUGUUGGACAGCGGGAAUUUACUGUCGCUACCACAGAGCGCCCGCCCACCGAGACUCACCCAGAGGAAACCAAUUUGUCUGAAGGGCGCAUUUUGGGUGGCAAACAGGAGGGUCAAGACAUUCCCACGGAUAGCCGUCAGCAACAUUUUCUUCUCACUCUAAUAUCGCGACGAUCAGUCAAACGUCCCGGCCUUCGGUAUCUUCGUCGAGGUGUUGAUGAUUAUGGCAACACAGCCAACAGUGUAGAGACGGAGCAAAUACUCUCUGUUCCCGACUGGGAUCCCUCCCGGAAGGUCUACUCCUAUCUCCAAGUGCGCGGGUCCAUUCCGCUAUAUUUCUCCCAAUCGCCAUACGCAUUCAAACCAGUUCCUGUGAUACACCACUCGACGGAGACGAAUCAGCUCGCUUUUGAGCGGCACUUUAGGGAUCUGAGCCGUAGAUAUGGGAAGGUCCAGGCUGUUUCGCUCAUUGACAGGCAGGGUGGUGAGCUGAAACUGGGGGAGCAGUACGAGAAAUACGCUCAGGCCAUGAAUCAGUCGAACGUGAUUGAUGGUGCGCCUCUUGGACUGGAAUGGUUUGACUUCCACAACGAAUGUCGUGGGAUGAAAUUUGAGAACGUGAGCCGGCUUGUAGACCGCCUUGGGUCCAUUUUGAAAGAAUAUGGUGACACGAUCGUUCAAGAUGGCACCGUUCUUCAAAAUCAGUCCGGUAUCAUCCGCACCAACUGCAUGGACUGUCUCGACCGGACCGGUGUUGCACAGUGUGCAUUUGGCCAAUGGGCUUUGGAGAGAGAGCUGAAACAAGAGGGCUUCAAUAUCAGCCUCAGUGGCGACUCAUCAACUCAGUGGUUUAAUACCCUGUGGGCGGACAAUGGAGACGCGAUCUCCAAGCAAUAUUCCUCUACGGCAGCCCUGAAAGGCGACUACACGCGGACGCGGAAGCGUGACUACCGGGGAGCAUUGAACGAUUUUGGACUCACAUUGUCCCGAUAUUACAACAACAUCGUCAACGACUACUUCUCGCAGGCAUGCAUCGACUACUUGCUAGGGAAUGUCUCCACGCAGGUGUUCCAGGAGUUCGCGCUGGAGAUGAAAACUGCCGACCCGGGUAUCUCAGUGCAGAAGCUGCGUCAAAACGCCAUCGACACCAGCUGUCGUAUCGCAAUCAGCGACCAGUCCGAGGAGUUUCUUGGAGGGUGGACGAUGCUGACGCCCCGUCAGCCCAACACGCUGCGCACCCUCCCGUUCGAGGAGGCCGUGCUCCUCCUCACGGAUGCAGCCAUAUACAGCUGCCGCUUCGAUUGGAACACCGAUAAGGUGCUGUCAUUUGAGCGCAUCUCCCUACGCUCUGUCUCCCACAUCAACUACGGCACAUACAUCACUUCGAUUUUGACCGACGCGCAGACUGACGAGCGCAGCAACGUGGGCCUGGUCAUCGAGUAUCGCGAAGGGGACGCAAACAACGCUCUUCGCGUGAACACCCGCUCCCUGCAGAGUAGCGUUGAUGCGGAAACCCUAAAUAGCAACGCGCGUGCCUCCGAUGAGUGGGGUCUGUACUCUUGGUUCCGCGGCCCCUCGCGGUCCACCCCGCGCUUCAUGGCGUUCAAGGCCCUUCCGCUGUCCAGCUCGGUCACUCAGACGAAGAAUGCGGGGGCACCGACUGUUAGUGAGACUGACUGGGUGCGGACGAUCUGUGAGGAGAUUGAACGCGCCAUGACGGCGGGGGAGACGAGAGUGUCUGGCUCAGACGAGAGUGCAUCUGAGGGUGUCUCGUCUGUCGUGCGACAUUCGGACAUCAUUUCACUGGAGGAUGCGAAGAAACGUACAGGGUAUUUGGAGCAUUUGGUAUACGAUAUUAAGAAGAUGGUGUGGGCGUAG